AUGACGACAGAUUUAAAUAAAAGAUCAUUAAGAACAAGAAGAAAAAAAACAAUGAAUUCAUUUUAUUAUAAUAGUGAUUAUAGUAAUGAUUUAAAUAGUGAAGAAUCUAAAAGUAGAUUAAAUUUUAGUAAAAAAAGUGAUAUAUCAAAUAAAUCAAAAGAUCACCAAAGAAAAUAUCCUGAAUUAUAUAACAAUAAAGAAUUAAGUAACUGCUCAAAUAUGAACGAAUUAAAUGGUGACUCAGAAAUAAUGCAUGAUAAAAAAAAUGAGUGCUUAGAUGAAAAUAGUUUUAAUGAAUUUAAUGAUGAAGAUACUUUAAGAAGAUUAAGAAAUAACAAAUUCAAUGAAGAAAUUAUAAAUAUAAAAAAUGAAGUGAAAAUAGAAAAUUCUGUUAAAUUAGAUAAAAGCAAAAAUUACUCUAAUGUAAAUAUACCAAAUAAAUCAAAUUGUAAUAGAGUAAAAAGUAUUCCUAAUAAUAAUGAAAAUAAUUAUGCAAAAAUGGCUGAAAAGUUACCUCAUGUAGUUGGUGUAAGAUUUGAUAAAUCACAAAAUAGAUGGUUAUCUGGUAUAUGUAUAAACGGUAGAUGUAUUAAUAGAUAUUUUCCAGUUUAUAAAUAUGGUUUUGAAGAAGCUAGAAGAUUAGCUAUACAACAUAGAAAAAAUUUUGAAACUGCUAAUUUAGGUCAUUUAAAAAAACAACAAGGUGAAUCAAAAACAUCUCAUUUAAAUCUUCUUAAUAUUAAUUCACAAAUACCAAAUGGAUUUAAAGAUAUUCAAGGAAAAAAUAAGUUAAUAUUUAAAUAUUUAUCUUAUGAUUCAGUUCAAAAAGAAUGGGUAGUUACGUAUGAUUACGAUAAUAAAGUUUUAGUGAAUAAAUUUCCGAUAGAUAUAUAUGGUUAUAAUAAUGCAUAUGAGAUGGCUGUGCAUUGUAUUAAUAAAUUAAAUAUAUGUAAUCAAGAAAAAAUGUGCAAAUCUAUUAGUAAAAAUGAAAUUGGGAAGAAUUUCAAAGGUGAUAUAAAAUGUAUGAAUUCUCAAAAUAGUUUAAAUGAACAAGAUAAAGGCUUCUCGAUUCAAAAAGAUAAGUUAAGUAAAUUAAUUAAUAGUAAUAGUGCUGAUUUUUUAAUUAAUAAUAAAACAGAUUCAAGAAAUGAUGAAAAUAAUAAUAGUACAGAUUUUAAUAUUGAUAAAAAACAUAAAUCAUUAAUUGAUAUAGAUCAUUUAAAUCAAGUAAACAAGUCAUUUUUAAAUGAAUCGAACAAUAUUUUUAAAUCUGAUUCUUCUUAUAUAAGUAAUGAUAUAAAACUACUGAAUGGAAUAAAACGAUUAAAUACAAAUUCUACGAAUAAUAAUGAAGAUGAUGACGCUUUAAUAGAUAACAAAAAUAUUAAAGGAGAUAUAUACUCCCAUUUUAAGAAACAACUUAAUGAAUCAUAUCCAAUGUUAAAUGAUGGAAGUUUGGAUAAAUUAGAAAGAGAAGGUAUUAACUCAUUGGAAAAUAGAAAUUUUGUAAAUGAAAAUGUAAAAAAUGAAUUGGUCAAAAAUACAAAUAAUUACAAUAGUUUCAAAAAAUGCAAUGACGAAAGUUUAAGUGUUCAACAACUUUUAAAUAGUAAUUUUAUGAAUGAUGAGGAUAAAAAUGCUCAUCAUCUUUUAAAUCAUGUAAUAAAAAAUAAUAACUUUAAUAAAUCGUUAGAUAGUUUUUUUAAUCCUAAUAAUGAGGAAAAUGAACAAAAAGACAAGAAAUAUAACUAUAUUUUCUAUAAUAAAUAUGAUGAGAAUAAUAACAGUAAUAAUAUUUCAAAUAAUAAUACAUCUGCAAUGAGUGAAGAAUAUUAUGAUUCAUUAAAUUAUGAAGGAUUUCCAAGUUUUAAUAAUAAAAUAAAAAGUAAUUUUGUAAACAUAGAUGAGAAAGAAAACCUUAACAAAAAAAUAAAUAUGUUAGAAUCUAAUAAUAACAAAGAAGAAUUUAAAUGCUAUGAAAACAUUAAAAAAGAAAAGGAAAAUAAAGAUUUUCCAUUUAAUGAUAAUAAAAAUGAGGAUAUAAAAAAUAUUAAAAAUAAUGAAAAUUUAAAUUUAGAAUAUAUAUUAAAAUUUAAGAAAAUGAUAAGAAAUAUAUUAAACAAUAAUAGUGCUGAUAAUAAUGAAAAAAUUAUAAAAGGUAUUAACAUACUAAAAAAUAUGACAAUGAAUGAUAAGUUAAACUUAAUCAAUUUUGAUAAAAUUUGUACAAAUUACUCUUUGAAUAAUGUCAUUAAAAAGGAAUGUUAUUAUAAUAAUAUACAAAAAGAUGUAAAAAUAAAUAAUGAAGAUUCUGUAAAUUAUGAUGAAUAUAUUUUAGUAAAAAAUGAAGAAGAUGAUAUUUUGAAUAAUUCAGAAGAACUAAAAAAAAAUGAAGAAUAUAUUAAUGAAUUAAAUAGUAAUAAUGAUAGAAUUAAUGAAAAAAAAGAAAAUGUUGAUAAUAUAGAUAAUUUUAAAGAAAAUAGCGAAAAUAUUAAUAAAUUAAAUGAUAAUAAUGAAACUAACGAAAAGAGCAAUGAAGUAGAGGAAAGUAAUAAUAAAUCAAAUAGUAACGAAAUUAAUGAAAAUUUCGAUAAACUAAGUAAUAAUGAAUUUAAUGAAAAUAAUAGUAAAUUAAGUAGUGAGCUAAAUGAUGUAGCUUUUAAAUUAUGCCCAUGGAAAAAAGGGAUACAAUGGAAUCAUUUAAAAAAUAUGUGGGUAUGUAAGUUAUGGGAUAAUAAUGGUAACGAAAUUACGAAACAUAUUUAUAUAUUAAAAAAGGAAGGAAUAGAAAUAGGAUAUAAUUAUUGCUGUAAAAUUCGUAAAAAGUCUUUUAUAUAUUAUUUAACGAAAGAAUUAAAAAAAUUUCCAAGUAUAGAAGAAAUAUCUUAUGAUUUGGAAUAUCUUCAUUUUAUAGUAGAAUAUAAAGAUAAUGAAAAGAAGAUUUUUUCAUUUGAAGGGGGAAUAUAUAAAUCAUUUAUUGAAUGUGUUGAGUAUUUAAAUAAAAAAAAAAGAGAAUAUAAUGAAAAUAUAUAUGAUGUUUCUAAUUUUAUAAAAGAAAAAAACAAUUUAGAAUUAGACGAUAUUUAUAAAGAAUUAGAUUAUUUUCAGUUUAGUAAAAGUCUUUUAAAUAAUAUAUGUGAACAGACAAAAGUUGCUUAUAGCAUAAAACCUUGGGUAAAAGGGGUAAUAUGGGAAGAAAAAAUGAAGAAAUGGAUAGUAUUUUUUAAAGAUAAAAAUAAAAAUUUAAGAAUAAGUUUCUUUAGUCCAUCAGAUUAUAAUGAUGAUGUAAUUUUAUCUUAUAAUAAAUGUUGUGAAUAUUUUACACAAAUUAAAGAAUCCAAUAAUUUUGAUGAAAAUACAGAAGAGUUUUCAGAAUCAAUUAGAAAUUUUAUAAAAAAUAUUGAAUUUGAUAAAAUUAUUGAACAAAAUAAAAGUGACACAAUUAGUGAAAAACAAAAAAGUAGUUAUGGAUGUUUUAAUAGUAUUGGAAGUAACAAUCAAAGCAGUGAUGACAUAAAAGCAAAUGUAGAAAAUCAUUUAGAAAGUAGUAUUAAUAAUAUUAAUGAAAAAACUGCUUUUGAGAAAAAUAAUGGUUUAGAUGAAAAUAAUUCUAAGGAAAAUGAUCAAAAUUUGAAUUUUUUAGAAAAUAGAAGUUAUAAUUUUACCAAUAUGGAACAAAAUAAGUUUAGUAGUUUUGAUUUUUCAAGUGAUAAUAUAUCUAUAUUUAAUUGUAAUGAUAAAAAAAUGAGUUCAGGAAUAAACAGUAAACAUUCUUUAGCAAAAAUAGAGGAAAAAUAUACAAAUGAAAAUAAUGUGGUUCAUCAUAGUGAGUUUUAUAAUAACAGAAGUAAUAAUAAAUAUGAAGAAAAUAACAUUAAUUCAAAAGAAAACGAUACAAAAAAUUCUCAAGAAGAAAAUAAGAAAUUCUUUGAACAUGAUGAAAAUUAUAUAUCAAAAAAUAAUAGGAUUGUUGAUGAAGAUAAUCAGAUUAACAAUAACGAAUAUACAAAUGAAGAAAAUAGUUAUAAUAAUAUAGGUUGUUCAGAAUUAGAAAAACAGAGAAAAUCCAGUAUGAAUGAUAUUGGAUAUUCGAAUAAUUUUUAUGUAGAAGUUGGUAAUGGUGUUCCAAGAGAUAUGAAGAAAGAUAAAUGUGAUAUCAAAUUUUUAGGAGGAAAUAAUGAUGAAACAAAUGAUAAUAGAAAUAACAAUAUUUCACUGAAAUCAAAUGAUUUAUCAGCAAGUUUAACAUAUAACAAAAAUACAGAAAGUGGUAAAGUUUUAAGAAAUUAUGAAAAGUGUGUGAAUAUGGAUAAUAGAACUAUUAAUAAAAGUAGUAGUGAAAAAAUGGAAAAUAUAUUAGAUAAUAGUGUAAAUAUUAGACUUCCAAAAAGUGAAAUAUUAAAUCAAGCAGCAAGUUUACCAAAGCUUCAAGGAAUGUUUUUUGAUAAAAGAAGAAAUUAUUGGACAGUUAGUGUAUGUGGUUUUAGGAAGUCAUUUGGGGUCAGAACAAGAGGAGUUUAUCAAGCAUAUAAAUUAGCCGCAGAAUUUAGAAAUAGAAUUUUAGAAACUAAUAAAGGAAAAUGCUACCCGCAGAAAAAUGGUAGUAUGUCAGGAAAUUAUAAAUAUAAUUUAAAAAAUAAUAUAUUAAAAGAAGAAAAAGGAGGUUCAUUAAAUGAUAUCAAUAUAGAAGAUAAUUUUAAAAAGAAAAGCGCGUCAUCAGGUAAUUUUAGUAUAGAUAAAGAUUUAUAUACAGGAAAUGAGAAAAGAGGAAGUUUUAAUAUAAAAGGGAAGAUGAGCUCUAAUAUUUAUGAUUAUGUUUUAGAUAAGAAAAAUAACACUUCUACUAAUAAUUUUAACAAAAAAGAUAUGACUAGUAAUACUAAUACUAUGAAUUACGAUAAUAACUAUGGAGAUAUAGAAGAUGGAAAAAUGAGUUUUAAUCUAAAAUCUAAUAAAAAUAAUGAGAAAAGAUCCAAGAGUAAUUAUAAUCAAUCAAAAUAUGAAAAUGGUAUUGAUGCAAAUCUGAUUCAUUUUUUAAAUGAGGGUGAUUUAAAAGAUAAUAAAAAUAAUCCAUUUAAAAAAAAUAAUAUUUCUUCAAGUAAUAGUGCAAUAAGUAAUACAGGAAUAAAUACCAAUUAUUCACCAACUCAUAUAUAUGAAGUGGAUAACUUGCAUAACAGCCAAGAUUAUUAUACAAAAAAUGAAGAUACGAAAAAUGAUUUAAGCAGAAUUGAAGAUUACAAAAACAAAAAUAAUAGUCCAAAUUCAUUUAUUAAAAAUAACACAAAUGAUGAUAAUAAAAUAAAUAUAGAUAAUGUUUUAGAAAAUGAUAAACUGUAUAAGACAACUACUUAUAUAGAAAAUUACAAUGAAUUGUAUCCAAAAAAUAUGAAUAGUGCUGAUUUUGAUAGCAUUAAUAAUAAAAGUAUGAAUGAUGUAAAUUUAAUAAAUAAAAUAAAUCAACAAAGUUUUGACGAAAAUUUGAAUUUUACGUAUUCAAAUAAUAUAAGUCCAUCUGAAGAUUGUUAUGAAAAUAAUAAAGAAGAUUUAUAUAAAACACACAAUUAUGAAUCAGAAAAUAAAUCAUAUAAUUAUAAUACAUUGAUAGAUGAGACAAUAGAAGAAAGAGAUAUAAGAAUAAAUAAAGAAGUAAAUAAAUGUAAAUUUGUUGAUGGGCUAAUAUACGACGAAGCAAAUAAAUGCUUUAGAAUAAAAAUUAAUGGAUAUAGAAAAGCAUAUUCAGUUAUUAGAAGAGGAGUAAAAGAAGCUUACAAGUUAAGCAUUGAAGCUAUUCAUCAAAUUAGAAGACAAACAAAAAUGAAUAAUUAUAACAACUCUGAAAAUUCUCAAAUAAAUUCUAAUAAUCUAACGCACUUUUAUAAUUCAAGUUCGGAAAAUUCUCGUCAUGGUUCCCUUUAUAAUUAUCAAUGUAAAAACAAAAUGGAUAUUAACAAUGAUUGUACAGAAGAUAUUUAUGAUAAUUCAAAUGAUAAUAAUAAUAAUAAUAAUAACAAUAAUAAUAAUAAUAAUAAUAAUAAUAAUAAUAAUAAUAAUAAUAAUAUUAAUAAUAAUAAUAUUAAUAUUAAUAAUAAUAAUAAUAUUAAUAAUAAUAAUAAAAUUAAAAAUGAAUGUGCUAAUGAAAACAAACAGAAUAUAGAAGAAAGCAUGUUUCCUAUUUUGAAUGUUGACGAUAAAUAUUACGAUUUACUAAAAACAGCUAUAAUGAUUUGUUUAAAUGAUAUACUUAUGAAUUCUAUACCAAAAGUAUUUCAAUUGUAUAAAAAUUUGAACAUGUCUGAUAAUGUAAAAUUGGAAGAUAUAUUAAAUAGUGAAAGAAAAAGAAAAGAACAAUCAUUGAGAUAUCAUAUAGAAUAUAUGCAAAAUUCAAUUGGUAUUUCAUCACUUAUUCCUUAUCUUAAAUUAUUCAGCACAGAAAUAUUAAACAAUAUUUUACCAUCUGCUCAAUCCUUAGAAAUUCAAAGAUUAAUUAUACACUCACUUGACUUGCAAGCAUAUAAUACAUUAUAUUAA
Molecule: messenger RNA, 6531 nt
Organism: Plasmodium gallinaceum
Lineage: Eukaryota; Apicomplexa; Aconoidasida; Haemosporida; Plasmodiidae
Gene: ApiAP2
Product: transcription factor with AP2 domain(s), putative
Exons: 3
Coding region: 1-6531 (2176 amino acids)
Biological process (GO): regulation of DNA-templated transcription
Molecular function (GO): DNA-binding transcription factor activity
Source: RefSeq, a predicted model, not a curated record